AUGACGAUCGAACUGAAGGGCACAACAAUCGAAGCUUUCUGGGCAAGCAUAUCCUUCAUGCUCGCCGUAGCCGUUGUUCAACCGAUCUACGUCACCACUUCAGAUGUCCUCGGCCGGCGCAUUCCACUUUUUGCAGGUCUCACGCUGUUCUCGAUUGGAGCCGUUGCCUUCGCUUUAGCACGGACUAUGAAGAUAGUGAUUGUAGGGAGAAUUCUCCAGGGCUUAGGCGGCGGUGGUCUAGAUGUACUCAGCGAGGUCAUCGUCACAGAUAUGACGAACCUCAAAGAGCGGCCUCUGUGGAUAGCACUGCUCACAAUCCCGAUGGCUAUCGGAAGUAUUCUCGGACCUACCAUCGGAGCACUUUUUAGUGAGUAUGCCAGCUGGCGUUGGCUCGGAUGGUAUAACUUGCCCAUUAUCGCAGUUGCAGCACCAUGUGCAUACUUCUUCUUGAAGUUGAAGUCUAUCGAGGAUUCCCUGGGGACUAAGCUAAAGAACUUGGACUGGAUGGGCAUGGCACUAUUCGCUACAGGGGCUGUGCUGCUUGCGCUCCCACUGAGCUGGGCUUCAGCCAUCUACCCCUGGUCGUCCUGGCGGACACUGGUGCCUCUCGUCUCCGGUAUUGCGUUCCUUCUCGGAUUUGCUAUGUGGGAGAAGUAUCCAGCGCAACCAUGCAUACCGCAUCGUAUAUGUGGCAACAUUACAGCAAAGGUUACCCUCGCUGGCGGAUUCGUCCACGGAGCGGUGCUUUACGGCGUAUUGUUGUACCUGCCACUGUUUUUCCAAGCUGUCUUCCGCGAGACACCCCUUCAAGCUGCCGUAUCGCUCCUACCCAUCUGCGUCUUCGUGGUAGUUCUAAGUGGCGUUGCGGCGCUUGCAGUCGAGCAAACUCGCUCAUAUCGAUGGACAAUUUGGUUGGGGUGGGUCUUGCUUGCAAUCGGUGUGGGCCUCAUAUCGCUAUGGAAUCGCAAGACAUCGCUCGCUAUAUCAGUCGGCUUCCAGAUCAUCGCUGGCAUUGGGUUAGGCACACUCUUCACAGUGCCUACUAUCGUCAUGCAAGCAAGCGCUCCUACCGUUGACGACCAAGGCCUCGCGGCUGGCACUUUGGUAUCUUUCCGCCUAUUCGGCGGCUUGGUUGGCAUGGCCUGUGGCGCAACGGCGUUUACUAGCACAUUUGGACGCGCGAUCGCACGGGUAGAAUAUUUGCCGGAAUCUGUGGCCGUUUUGCGGGACCCUGCGAUGGCGGUCGGAUUCAUACCGCAUCUGAGGCACGCUUCGUUGCCAGAUGACCUGCUGGAUGCGAUCACGGAUGCGUAUGCGGGGUCGUUGAGAUCAAUUUGGUGGAUCCUAGCUGGAUUCGCUGCUGUGGGAGCGCUUGUAUCACUGGGGAUGAAAGAGCUGUCCCUCGAGAGUGAGGAAGUGAGUAGACAGGUUUGGGAAGGCAAGAACGAGUGA
Didymosphaeria variabile is the source of this 1452-nucleotide messenger RNA. RefSeq lists its product as uncharacterized. Gene Ontology annotation, molecular function: transmembrane transporter activity. The transcript has a single exon. Gene Ontology annotation, biological process: transmembrane transport. The record is from RefSeq and is a predicted model, not a curated record. Lineage: Eukaryota; Fungi; Ascomycota; Dothideomycetes; Pleosporales; Didymosphaeriaceae. The coding region runs from base 1 to 1452 and encodes 483 amino acids.